UUCACUAAUGGCUAAGUUUGAAUCAGUGCCAUUUGCUGUUGCAUCAAAUCUUAUUCACAGGUUAGCUUCCCCAGAUUUUCUUGAACUUGGACAGGAGUAUGGUGUGAUGGAAGAGUUGGAAGCGCUUAAGAAGACAAUUGGAUCUAUCAAUGAUGUGCUGCUUGACGCUGACCACAAACAAGAACAAGUUCGUGUGCGUAAUUGGAUAUCUGACUUCAAAGAAGUACUUUAUACUGCAGAUAACUUCUUAGAUCACCUAGCUAUCGAAUUUACGAGAGAAAAACUGGAUGCAGCAGAAGGAAAAGAGGUAAAACAGGUACUUCGUUCCAUUUCAUCUUCAAAUCAAAUUCCUUUAUACAGUGAAAUGCCUGACAAAAUUAAAGAAAUACGAGAAAGUUUUAACGAUGCAGUAAAAGAAAUGAAGGAUUUGAAUUUAAGUCCAAGAUCAAAAGUGGUUAAGCAAACUAAUAGUGAAUGGAGGGAAACAUGUUCUUUUGUGUUAGAGUCAGAUAUCAUUGGAAGAGAUGACAGUAAAAAGGAGAUUAUUAGUCUGUUGAGACAACCACAUGAAAAGCAAAAAGUUUCUGUGAUUGCGAUUAUUGGCAUUGGUGGUUUAGGGAAGACAGCGCUUGCUCAGUUGGUGUAUAAUAACUUGGAGGUGCAGAAUUCUUUUGAAAAGCGAAUCUGGGUCUGUGUGUCCGAUAACUUUGAAGUGAAAACUAUUAUGAAGAAAAUAUUACAAUCAGUUACUCGUUGCCAGAUAGCAGACGGGUCGUCACUAGACUACUUGCAAGAAGAACUUCGUGAAAAUUUAAGUCAUAAGAAAUAUUUGUUGGUCCUGGAUGACAUUUGGAAUGAGAAUCGUAACAAAUGGGCUGAAUUGAGAAAGUACUUGAUGUGUGGCUCUCAAGAUAGCAAGAUUUUAGUGACAACUAGAAAUGAAAACGUAGCAAAUGCAAUGGCAGCUAGCACUUUCUAUCAUUUGAAAGGUUUGACUGACUUAGAAUCUUGGAGUUUGUUGAAAAACAUUGCAUUUGAAGAUGAUUGCAAGGGAGUGAAUCAAAAUCUAGAAUCAAUGGGGAAAGAAAUAGCCAAAAAGUGUAAAGGGGUUCCACUAGCAGUUAAAACGCUGGGAGGCCUGUUACGAGGACAAAAUGAAGAAAGUGAAUGGGAGAAUGUUUUACGUGGUGACUUGUGGAAAUUAUGCGAAGAGCAAGACAGUAUCAUGCCAAUUCUAAAGCUCAGUUACCAAAACUUGUCGCCAGAAAUGAGACAAUGUUUUGCUUAUUGCUCUUUAUAUCCCAAGGAUUCAGAAAUUCCAAAAGAUGAGUUGAUUCAGUUGUGGAUGGCACAGGGUUACCUUAAAUGUUCAACUGAAAAACAGCACAUGUACAUGGAAGAUAUCGGUAACCAAUUUGUAAAAUUUUUUUUGAUGAACUCAUUUUUUCAAGAUUCAAAGAGUGAUAAAUAUGGUGAGAUCAUUAGUCUCAAAAUGCAUGAUUUAAUGCAUGACCUUGCAAUGCUUGUUGCUGGCAAUGAUUGCUGUUACUUGGAUAGCAAGGCAGAAAAAAUUGAGGGUAGUCCCAUACACGUAUCAUUGGAAUUUGCUGAGGCCGUUCAUUUGUUGAAAUCAUUAGAUCCGAGCAGGCUGCGAACUUUAAUUUUGCCAUAUGACUUCGAAGAGGAGGAAUAUUUGUCAGUUAUUGCAAAGUUCAAAUACUUGCGCGUAUUGAGGAUGCAUCAUCUCACUGAUCCCACUGAAGAUUUGAAGCAUUUAAGAUACCUUGUUUUAACCCAACAAACAAGUCUUCCCAAAUUUAUGAACAAUCUUGUUUUCCUACAAACGUUCAAAUUGAGGAAUUGCGGUGAAGAAUCCUUUUCUGAAGUGAUCACAAAAUUAGUCAAUAUGAGAUGGCUUGAGGUUGGUGAUUAUGACUUCUUGAGUCGGAUGGCAGUGGGGUGGGGAAAAUUAUCCUGGUUGCAAUUCUUACCCGUCUUUGUGGUGGGAGGUAGCCAAGAAGGCACACUAAAUGAAUUGAAAGACUUGAACCUAAGGGGAGAGUUAGAAAUUAAGCGGCUCGAUCGUGUAAGAGAUGUGGCUCUGGAAUCACAAGAUGUAAAUUUAAAAGGAAAAAGAUUCCUCCAAUCCUUGACUCUGACUUGGUCGCAUGGAGACAUACGUAACAGUGACAGCUUGCAAUUGUUAGAAAACCUUCAGCCCCAUCAUAAUCUUAAGCGAUUGAAGGUGCAUUGUUAUCCAGGCAUGCGUUUCCCAGAUUGGCUUACUCUCCUCAUAAAUGUUGUUGACAUCUCUCUCUUCAUGUUUCGUAAUUGUCGCUCUCUCCCACCGUUGGAACGUCUUCCCUCCCUGAAGUCACUUGAGAUAACUAAUCUUGAUGAAUUGGAAUACAUAUAUCUUCAUGAAGAUGGUUUUGCAGUGACCUUCUGCCCCUCUCUAGAGAGCCUCACAUUACGUUGUUGUUUUAAGCUCAAGGGAUGGCGAAGGCUGGGAGAUGAUAUCAAUGAUUCUAAAAAUUCACAACAUCUCUCCUUACGUCUUUCGUUUCCUCAUCUUUCUCAAUUACACGUCUCGUACUGUCCAAAGUUGACUUGCAUGCCUACUUUUCCAAAAGUUAAGGUUUUGGAUUUUUGUGAAUGCACUGCGGAGCCAUUAGUAGCAACACUAAACACAACAGCUUCAACAUGUUCAGCUGACUCAUCUUCUUCCUCCGCUGCUCCUCUUUCCAUGCUCAAAGAAUUGGACAUAACUGAUACUACGAAUUUACCAAAGGGUUGGAUGCAAAAUCUGACUUCUCUCGAGUCUCUUCGAAUUGUAUGGUGUAGAAGUGAAACACUCGAGGAAUUUGAAACUGGAUUCAAGGAAGACACCAACUGCCUUCCUUCUCUGCAAAAGAUUUCAUUAUGUUAUUGUAAAAACCUAAAGGCUUUGCCAGAUUGGAUUUGCAACCUCUCAUCCCUUCAAGAGAUCACAAUUGCACUCUGCCCAAAAUUGGCGUCGCUGCCCGAAGGAAUGAGUCGUCUUACCAACUUAAAGAUCUUUAAGGUUGCGAGGUGUUCCCUCUUAGUUGAAGAAUGCCGAACAGAGACAAGUCCUAUAAGUCGCCAAAUCGCACACAUCCCACAAAUUAUCCUUAGUGAUUAG
This is a messenger RNA of Abrus precatorius (Indian licorice), 3163 nucleotides long. Its product is annotated as putative disease resistance protein RGA1. Gene Ontology annotation, molecular function: ADP binding. Gene Ontology annotation, biological process: defense response to other organism. The record is from RefSeq and is a predicted model, not a curated record. Bases 8 to 3163 code for a protein of 1051 amino acids. The transcript has a single exon. Lineage: Eukaryota; Viridiplantae; Streptophyta; Magnoliopsida; Fabales; Fabaceae.